AUGUCUUCUUCUUCUGCCGGAGAAGUCACAACAGCAAAUGACAUCAAGAGGGAAAAUGUGAAGGAGGUGGAUAAGCGGGAGUGCAUCAAGUUUGUGGCGCUGGACGCGGCGGAGUUGUCCAUGGAGCGCACGACUCCCAACACGGACGCGGUGCGCACGGAGCUCUUGGUGAGCGCCGCUUCCUCUCUGGCUUUCUCCCCGGAGCAAGUGGCGUGUGUCUGCGAGGCUUUGCAGCAGGGAGGCAAUGUGGACCGGCUGGCCAGGUUCCUGUGGUCCCUGCCACAGAGUGACCUGCUACGCGGCAACGAAAGCAUCCUAAAAGCCCAAGCCCUCGUUGCUUUCCACCAGGCUCGGUAUCAGGAGCUGUACAGUAUUUUGGAGAACCACAGUUUCAGUCCGUCCAACCACACCUUUCUGCAAGAUCUGUGGUACAAGGCCCGGUAUACAGAGGCGGAGAAGGCGCGGGGGAGACCCCUGGGCGCCGUAGACAAGUACCGGAUCCGGAGAAAGUACCCUCUCCCCAGGACUAUCUGGGACGGCGAGGAGACUGUGUAUUGUUUCAAGGAGAGGUCUCGAAACGCGCUGAAGGAUCUGUAUAAUCAGAAUAGGUACCCCUCUCCUGCCGAGAAAAGAAAUCUCGCCAAGAUUACAGGACUCUCCUUGACCCAGGUCAGCAACUGGUUCAAAAACAGGAGACAGAGAGACAGAAACCCGUCCGAGGCACAAUCAAAAAGUGAAUCUGAUGGAAACCACAGCACAGAGGACGAGUCUAGUAAAGGCCAGGAGGAGUUGUCACCCCGGCCCCUCUCUAACUCCUCAGAUGGGGUGAUCACCCAUGGGAUUCAAACAGGACCUCUGGACAGUGGGGUGGUCAUCCAACAGAUCGGGGACAUCAAGAUGCCCCCUGGAUCCACAAGUGGCGGUCUCUACAACGGAAGCCUAGUGACCAGUAACACCUCUUCCACCGUGUUUCACAAUGGUGGCUCGUCUUACCUCCACACACCUGGAAACAUCCUCUUCAACGGGCUCAAUUUGGGCAUCCAGCCCUUGGCCUUCAACCCUCUGAGGCCGUCUGGAGGGGUAUUGCUGGGGGGCUCUGGAGUGGACAUGCAGAUGCAGACAGGGCAGGAGAAGGGACUGGGCAGUUCUGCUGAGGACUCCAGCCUGCAGUACGCGUCCUACUCUGGCUGUGUGAACGGAGCCGAGGUGAAGCUGGAGGGGCUUCACACCAUGGCCGCCCAGAACGGGGGCUCCUCUGUGCUGACGUUCAGCUCCUCGUCAGGUGCGCUGCAGCUGGGUGGCUACAGUCUGGUCCAGGUACCGAGUGGAGUCUCUGACAGCGAUGGCAGCUCAUUACUCAACAGCGACGUAGGUCUUCCUCCCCUGCAGCUCUCCUCUGCCUCCUCUGCCUCAACAAUCCCACAACAAGGUACCAUGCCUCUGAACAAUGUAGCAGUGAGUUCCUCCAACGACGACUCGUUCCAGCAGCAGGACAAGCUGACCAUGACGUCUCUGCACCACAGCACAGUCCUCUACAGCAUGAGCAACGCCGGCCAGCCAUCCAUCAAGAAGGAGCCUCUGGAGGGCGGUGUCUACUCUUCGUACCACCACGGUCUUCACCUGGACCCCAGUGGUCAGAUCAGCUACACCACCCCCAACUCAGAAGACGCUCCAUCUAGCCAAGGUCCCGCCUCGACCACCGAGGUCCCCGCCGUUACCUCUUCCAGCCCUGAGCCGGAGGUCUACACCACCCUGACCGUCAGCACGCCCCUGAUGGCCCAAACGGACCCGAGCAACCACCACCUCCAGUCCACAGAGUAUCUUGGGAGCCACGAGGUCCGGGGGCCUCCGCCCUCGCACCUGAUGGGCUCUGGCAUGAACAGCGACUACAUGAACCUUUCAGAGAACAAGGUGGACGGCUCAGGAGGUGUGAAUGAGAUGGUGCGGGCGAUGUGUGGGGAGAUGGAGGCCGUGGAGGGGAAGGAGCUAGCCAAACUACAGACAGUGCAGAUGGAUGAGGACAUGGCUGACCUUUAACCUUAAACCAGUCUCCUCGCAGAAGCACUCGUGUCCUCCCAAGCAGUGAUAUGGUGAAUCUUUACCUUUGUGUGAGCGUGUGUGUGUGUGUG
Messenger RNA from Seriola dumerili (greater amberjack), 2129 nucleotides. RefSeq names its product SIX homeobox 4 (gene six4a). Lineage: Eukaryota; Metazoa; Chordata; Actinopteri; Carangiformes; Carangidae. Gene Ontology annotation, cellular component: transcription regulator complex; nucleus. The coding region runs from base 1 to 2037 and encodes 678 amino acids. Gene Ontology annotation, biological process: regulation of transcription by RNA polymerase II. Gene Ontology annotation, molecular function: DNA-binding transcription factor activity, RNA polymerase II-specific; RNA polymerase II cis-regulatory region sequence-specific DNA binding. The record is from RefSeq and is a predicted model, not a curated record. The transcript is spliced from 3 exons.